Messenger RNA from Camellia sinensis, 1992 nucleotides. RefSeq lists its product as uncharacterized. NCBI's taxonomy places the organism in Eukaryota, Viridiplantae, Streptophyta, Magnoliopsida, Ericales, Theaceae. The record is from RefSeq and is a predicted model, not a curated record. Gene Ontology annotation, molecular function: metallopeptidase activity; protein binding.
CUCUCCCCCACGUCUCCUCCCCCUUCUAUCUUUAUCUCUCUCUCCCUCUUCCUUUCUGUUGCACGUCUCCUCCCAUUUCAUCCUUAUCUCUGUCUCCCUCUUUGUUCCUCUUCUUUAUCUCCCCCUUCUCUCCGACUGGCUUCAAUUCGUCUCCUCUCAUUCCCUCCUUCUCUCUAUCUCCCUCUUUGUUUAUCUUCCUUCUCUCUCUGUGUUUGUUUUUGGUUGUUGGAUCGCCGCCAUUGAAGACCACCCACCCUUCGCACACGCACCCCUCCCGCUUCACUCGGCUCCCUUCAAACUCAUAUUUGCUGCAAUUCAAACCCAUUAUUCUUCAAUCCAACAGAGUUUGCUUUCAAAUCCUGGACUUGGGUUCAUUUCUGUUUAUCCCGCUUCGCUCGGCUCCCUUCAAACUGAUCUUUGCUGCAAUUCAAACCCAUUAUUCUUCAAUUCAACAGAGCACAUAAUGACUUCAGCAACAGGAAGAACAACUAGAGUAAUUGGUUUGUACCAUUCACAUCCUCACAUCACCGUUCUUCCUUCCCAUGUUGAUAUGCGGACGCAAGCCAUGUAUCAACUUCUAGAUUCUGGGUUCAUUGGACUGAUAUUUUCAUGUUUUAGUGAAGAUGUGCAUAAGGUUGGAAGAAUCCAAGUUAUUGCUUUCCAGUCCUUGGAUGGCAAGCAGAGUCAUAUGUUGAGAGCACUUCCUUUCGCACCUGUAAAGAGAAGUGCAAUUUUAGAUCUUGAGUCGUCAUUGAGUUCCUCAGAAAAUGCACUCACAAGGUCUGGCUCUACAAGGACAGAAAGUCUUGAACAAGAUACUGGCGAUUCGAGAGUAACUGCUGGGGCUUUUAAGAUCAAUUAUAGUCCCGCCCAAACAUUUCUCUGGAGCUUUCCACCAACCCACGUCUCCCCAUUCCCUUUUUAUCUCUCUCUCCCUUUCGAAAUCGGACCCUUGGCUGAAGAAUGUUUGAGUUCAUCUAUGGUGUGUGAAACAGCGAGCACAACAAUCCACCGAUUGGCGUAAUGCCGUUGACAGUUACGACGCCGUUUGCUGAUCGAAUAACCACCUUCUUGUGAGGAGAUAGUGUCUCCAAUCGUCCCGGCACAACGUGGCGAAGGAAAUCGAACCGAAAUCCAUUAGAUUCGGAGAACAAACUCGAAUCUGAUGGAGCGAAUACCGUUAUGGCGUCCAGAUUGAUCAGGUUGGAGCGUUUCACGGCCAUUGCGGUCGCGACCAUACUGAAUCCUCUCUUGCUCAUAGCCUUAACCGCAUAAUCAAGAGGCGAUUGAGAUUGAGAUGGAGAUGGAUCGAUUCCUCUAUAUUUUAUCAGAAGCGUUUGAUCAGAAAACAUGCACUUGGACACAGAGUUAGGGUCCAGUAUGCCGUCGAUGCCGUGGAUGGUAAGACGAUCAUUCACGUAGAGAUCAGCUGGCGGAGAUUGUUUUCUUGGAUCCGGAGAUGGCGAGAUCACCGUUGAAGCCCUUGGAGACGAAGAGGUAGCUAUUGGUUUUCCAGGCAAAAAUAAAGAAUUGAAGCUGAAGUUUUAGAAGACCCAAUUCAAUUCAAUCGAUUUAUUUUUCUUUCUACAAUCUUUGUUGGAGCUGAGUACGAGAGGAUUUGGCAAUAUCAGUGAGGCUCCUUGGACUCUUCAAUUGAUUAAUUUUUUUUGCUAGCAAGGUUGAAGGUUUUAUGCAGCAAAUUGGCAGAGUUUGAUUGAUUUAUUAAUAAAGUUUGGCUGCCUGAAAUGUAUGGUCAGGGUAAAGAUCACUCUGUUUAUUACGUUUUCACAUUAAGGUAAAGACUCUUGGCUCCAAAUUAGGUGGGUCUUUCCUAUUUGUGUUUUCUGCUUUUAACAAAAGAUGGUGUGUGUUUGUAUAUAUGUAAGGUUUUCUGCGUCACAUUACAUGCAUUUGGAUAUGAAUAAGGUUUCCAACAGUGACUUGUGUGUGUGUGUUUGUAUAUGUGUGUGAAACUGUAAUGCUGAAUCAGUA